Messenger RNA from Gilbertella persicaria, 906 nucleotides. RefSeq lists its product as uncharacterized. The transcript is spliced from 2 exons. Bases 1 to 906 code for a protein of 301 amino acids. Lineage: Eukaryota; Fungi; Mucoromycota; Mucoromycetes; Mucorales; Choanephoraceae. The record is from RefSeq and is a predicted model, not a curated record.
AUGAAUUAUAAGAAAAGGAGAGGAGUUAGUCCUGAUCUUUCUUUUGCACACUACCAAGAAUAUAUCAACCAGGAUGUGAUCACACUCAAUAGAGGUUCUCAGGAACCUAAAAAGAACUUUCCCAAAAAACGAAGCAACAGCAAUGUCUCUAGUAAACCAUCCACAUCGUCCGUAUCUUCACCGCAAGUACCUCGUCCUCCUGCAUCAAUCUCUAAUUCAUCUUCCUUAUCUCAAACAAGCGAAAAAAAUUCUGUUAAAUCUGAUGGACCUCCUCUCAAUAGCAAUUUCUCAGAUUCUUCUUCCACUAGUUCAGUCAAUAACAAUCAAGCCCUGACUAUCCAGCAAAAACCAAUAAAAGGUGUCCUUUUUGAGCCACCACCACUAAGAACGUCUGAAGAUUUUGCCAAUAUGCCUACACUUCAAGCACUUCACAUCCUUCGGCUUCAAAUGAAACUCGGUAGCAUUCUUGGCAGCAUGACACCUGCCUCAUUGUUACCUACUGCCCUACAACGUGUGGUUCCUCAUGAUAUACGUAUUGAUUAUGUUCCUGGUGCUUCCAUUCGAGAUAGAAUGAUUAUAUUUCAAGACUAUUAUGACAUUGAUGAAUGCUUUCAGUAUCUUACACAACAGACUGUAUUUUUAGGUGGUGAUGUGCGAAAUUCACGUAAUUGGUCAGUAGGAGCAGAUUAUUCUGUUAAGUUUUGGUAUUUGUCACAUUUAGUGGUUGACCAGACAUACAAUGAUUGCAUUGAUGCAAAAGAGUCACAGAUUAUUGCAGAGGAAUUUUGUAAUAUGAGUGAUACAGAAGAAAUGCCGAUUUAUCCACCCCAAUUACAACAACAGCAACAAGAUUUAGCUAUAUCGGAUAUAAAUCCCAUUAAUUUUGGUUCUAUUCUACUAGAUUAA